UACAAAAAUAAAUGAUAUGCUAUUCAAUGCCAUUUAUUCAAUUUGUAGAAUAUAUUCUAUAAUUUAAGUAAGUACAUUGUUUAAUGAUGUUGGUUCAGAGAAUAUCUACUUUAUUUUUGUUUAUGCAUAUACAAUCAAUUAUUUGUGGAUAUUUCGAAUUAGUUGACGAGUUCAAAAUAUGCUUAGAAAGUCAUGAUACGGUACAUAAUGUUUAUGAAGAUCCGAAAUUUACAGACAUAUUCGAAGAAAAAUUAAUAGUGUGGCAAAGGAAUUUUGCUGAUCGUCAAAAAUUUGAAGAUAUUAUAACUGCUCAAAAUCAUUUUAGAUCUAUAAUGACACUUACAAUAUGUCCACCGGAAAACAAUAUAGAAAAUUGUGUUACAAACGUUGAGAGUUGCUGUAAUACUUUCGUUGAAAAAGUAUAUACAAUAAUAAAGAUAUUGCAUGAUAGUUUUGUCGAAAAUGCUACAUCAAAGGAAAACUUUAGACAAUGCCUGAGUACUCUAAACACUAUAGAUCAAAACUUUAUUAAUGUGUUAAAUGUUAAAGUAUUUGAUUCUUCGACAAAUAAUUUUAAAACUACAUUUGAAGAAACCGCAAAUACAUUGCUAGGUUAUACUGUUACUAAAUUCAAAUACUUAGCAGAUGCUAAACGCCAUCAUGGUAAUGUCAUGAAAGACAUAAUUUGUGAAGAAUUUCAAGAUGAAAUGAAAUAUGAUUGUGAUAUCUUGAUUCAACAAUGUAGCGACUCUAUUGUAACGGAAAAGAGAAAUGUUCAGUCAUUAGAUAAUACUCCAGAUGAUCCAGUAGAAAGAAUAAAACAAUGCUUGGUUAACGCUGAAUCUGGUUAUGGCCUUUAUGAUGUUGAAAAUCAAUUAGUCUAUCCUGAUGUGGAUGAAGAAUUAAAAAUGUGGGAUGAAAAAUUUUCAGAAGAGGGUACCUCUAAAUAUACAGAUAGAAUAAAAAAAAAUAUGAAAGAACGAUUUUGUUUAUUGUUACAUACGUUAGACAGAAAUAUUUGCGAAUAUGAAGUUAUAAAAUGUUGUAACGAUUUUAUAGCAAGUUAUAACGAAGAAUAGAAACUUAAUAUCCAAAGUACCUUUUUCAUGAAAAAAAUCAUUUUUCUCUACAUAUUUAAUUUUUCUGUUUAACAAUUUUUUAGAUUGAAUACAAAAUAUUCGAAAUAGUUAAUUAUAAUUUAUAUUAAUUUUACAGUAGUUCUGUUAUAGUCUUUUAAUAAGUAAUGUUUAUUUAAAAUUAUUUUAAAUUUACAAAUAAUGUAAUGAUUAACAAAUAAUUAAAAAAAACUCUUAAUAUAAAUUGUUACUAACAAUCAAUACUUUACAUUAGUACUACCACCAAUAUUGCGGUUUACAAAACGUAAUAUCACAGUUAUUAUUAGGUUACAUAAAUUCUAUACAAAACAAUUAAACUAUAAAAAUAAUUUCGAUUUAAAUUGUUUGUAAAGAAUUAUUCAAGUUACUUAAAAAUGAAAAUCUAAUGAAGGUAACAUUGGUUCUGAAAAAUCACCUUAGAUUAUUUUAAUUGUUUUAAAAAUGUAAUCCGUGCGAGAAAGUCUGAUAUGCAGUAUAAUUGUUAUUUACUUUUAACAGAGAUUUUAUAAUUUGGAAUAUUAUAGACUGGUAAAAACACACAGAAAUAAAGUUAAAAAUUAUUAAA
Molecule: messenger RNA, 1680 nt
Organism: Daktulosphaira vitifoliae (grape phylloxera)
Lineage: Eukaryota; Metazoa; Arthropoda; Insecta; Hemiptera; Phylloxeridae
Exons: 7
Coding region: 84-1079 (331 amino acids)
Source: RefSeq, a predicted model, not a curated record